UGGACGGCUUCGGUCGGGUCCGCGGGGCUGUUUGGGUGACCGCGUCGCCUCCGACUCUGCAGGAGGAUGCUGGUGGUGGAGGUCGCUAAUGGCCGCUCGCUGGUGUGGGGAGCUGAGGCGGUGCAGGCGCUGCGGGAGCGCUUGGGAGUCGGGGGCCGCACGGUGGGCGCCCUGCCCCGCGGGCCCCGCCAGAACUCGCGCCUGGGCCUCCCGCUUCUGCUGUUGCCCGAAGAGGCCCGGCUCCUGGCCGAGAUAGGCGCCGUGACGCUAGUCAGCGCCCCGCGUCCGGAUCCCCGCAGCCAUGGCUUGGCCCUAGCGUCGUUCAAACGCCAGCAAGAGCAGAGUUUCCAGGAGCAGAGCACUUUGGCAGCCGAGGCCCGUGAGACACGGCGUCAGGAGCUCCAAGAGAAGAUCGUAGAGGGCCAGGCCGCCAAGAAGCAGAAGCUGGAACAGGAUUCAGGGGCGGAAGAAGGCCAAGAAGCCGGUGGAAGCGAAGCUGCCCAAGCGAGUGAGACAAGAGAUGAUGGCCCGGCUUCUGCGGAGCAGGAGGGAGCAAGUGAGGACUCUUCAUCUCCCCAACCAGGGCCUUCAAACGGGGUGACCCCCUUGCCCAGGUCAGCCCUGCUCAUCCAGCUGGCCACUGCCAGGCCUCGGCCUGUAAAGGCUAAGCCUCUGGACUGGCGUGUGCAGUCCAAAGACUGGCCCCACGCUGGCCGUCCUGCCCACGAGCUGCGCUACAGCAUCUACCGAGACCUGUGGGAGAGAGGCUUCUUCCUCAGCGCAGCUGGGAAGUUUGGUGGUGACUUCCUGGUCUAUCCUGGUGACCCGCUGCGUUUCCACGCUCACUACAUUGCUCAGUGCUGGGCUGCUGAAGACCCCAUCCCACUUCAGGACCUGGUCUCUGCCGGCCGCCUGGGAACCAGUGUCAGAAAGACCCUGCUUCUCUGCUCCCCUCAGCCUGAUGGGAAGGUGGUCUACACCUCCCUGCAGUGGGCCAGCCUGCAGUGAGCUGGAGACUGAGGGAGGUGUGGCUGUGGGUCAUAAGAACCCUUCUGGAUGGUCACUCCAGCUUGUCUCCACAUGGAGGCUUGUGCCCUGCCUGGUUAGUUCUGAUUCCAGAGUUUUGAACACUACAUCCCUUCUAGUUUUUUUUUUGUUUGUUUGUUUUAAGGCACUUAGCAGCUGUGU
Onychomys torridus (southern grasshopper mouse) is the source of this 1188-nucleotide messenger RNA. RefSeq names its product tRNA splicing endonuclease subunit 34 (gene Tsen34). The record is from RefSeq and is a predicted model, not a curated record. Gene Ontology annotation, cellular component: tRNA-intron endonuclease complex. Gene Ontology annotation, molecular function: tRNA-intron lyase activity; nucleic acid binding. The coding region runs from base 67 to 1008 and encodes 313 amino acids. NCBI's taxonomy places the organism in Eukaryota, Metazoa, Chordata, Mammalia, Rodentia, Cricetidae. Gene Ontology annotation, biological process: tRNA splicing, via endonucleolytic cleavage and ligation; tRNA-type intron splice site recognition and cleavage. The transcript has 5 exons.